Messenger RNA from Aspergillus clavatus NRRL 1, 1848 nucleotides. RefSeq lists its product as uncharacterized. Lineage: Eukaryota; Fungi; Ascomycota; Eurotiomycetes; Eurotiales; Aspergillaceae. The transcript is spliced from 5 exons. Gene Ontology annotation, molecular function: nucleic acid binding. The record is from RefSeq and is a predicted model, not a curated record. Bases 1 to 1848 code for a protein of 615 amino acids.
AUGGAGUCAAGGAAUGCAGAUGACCCAUUCGCUGGAUACCAUCCUGCGUAUCCAUUUACUCCUCCACCUCUUCAAGACUUCAAUAUGAUCCCCUUUGGCGCGCCAGCCAUACCGGGCCAGUAUCUGACGCCCCCUGACGCCCGUUCGUCUCAUCAUUUGGCCCAGCAGGGUCCCUUCCUAUACCCUUCUGUCUAUUCUAUGCAAGACAUGUCUUCUGCACUGAUUGAACCCAAUUCACAGAGUCAGCUGGGCCACAGUGCUCUUUCUACCGGAGCAGCUCGUUUCAGUGGUCUGCCCAGACACAACGAUAGCUUCUCAUCUGGUUCUCGUUGGCCUCCACGCUCGUCUUUGCAGCAACUGUACAGGAUUAAUGCCCAGGAUCAUCCAGAGACCCGCCCGCAGACUACUGAUUUUGCCAUGUCCUUCGACACUGUCGCUCUAGCCAGUGAAAUACCAAUCGGAAGCCAGGUGCACCAGAUGGUCCCACCUAACUGGGGCGUUGUCAAAAUCGCGAAUAUCCCAUAUUCAGUUACCAGAAAGGAGAUCAUCCAGUUCCUUGGCCGCCACGCCCGCCUCAUUACUCCCCAGCAGGGUUGUGCUAUUCACAUAAUCAUGGAGCGCUCGACCGCGAAGACAAUGGACUGCUAUGCUGAGUUCCAGAGUGCCGAAGAUGCAGAGGAUACAGCCACUCGAAUCAAUAGGAUCUAUGAAACCGGUCGUGCCCCUCGUCUCGGUAACCGUUCUGUAGACGUUGAAACCAGCUGCCAGGAGGCUCUCUUGAAGGACUUGUUUCCUCGUGCUAAGUGUAUUCUCUGGAAGGAUGGCAUGCCCUUUGCUACCCCCAACACAGAUCCCUAUUCCACUGGUUUCACGGGAUUCUUCACAAGUGAAGAGAUCGUUGGUGCUAUUCGCCAUGCAGAGAUACCACAUCGGUCUCCUUUUUGUGCCAAGUGCCCUCAGCGUACUUACGAGUCAACAAUCAGCACACUUUACAAGUUCCCAUGGUAUGCAACCGAGCUGUACACAGUUCAUAAUCGCAACCAGUUAUUCGAGCUCGUCAAUCGCCACAUUCUCUCUCUUGUGGCCCGGGUCAAACGAUCUAACACUGUUGGUCUGGAUCAGAGACUGCUGCGCGAGCUUCUCUAUGCUGGAUUAAAUUGUCCCGCGUUCAACGAACGUCAAAAGUACACACUCUGUACCAACUCGGAAGAUACUGCGGAGAUCAUGAAAUUUCCAGAUAUGGGCAAAUGGUUCCCAUUUGACACGCUUGUCAAGUUGCCCAAGACCGAAGAGAACAGGCUUCUGUACUACGUGAAAUUGAUUUCAAAGGGCAUGCACGAGGACCACGCAGAAGCCAUGUUGCCCAACAACUUUCCCGUGUCCAACGUCCAUCUUGAGUCUCCUUAUGGACGUAUCUGGUUUGAAUGGCCUUUGAACGCAGCCAAGAGUCUAACUUGGAAAGAUGCUGUCGAACAUGAGACGAAGAUUCUCAACAACCUAGUGUUGACCGGUUGGAUAGAAAACUACAAGGAGAAUAAUUUGAAGUCCGGUCUCAUCCCUGAAUCUUCUGCCGCUAGCAGCCGCGAAUCUCAAAACAAUACUAUCGUGUCUUCUGGAAGCGACGUCAGCCCGAGCCACAUGAGAACAUCUACUAGGACCGAUAUAUUCGCGACACCUUCGCGCCGUGCGAGGGACCAAACUGCCAACAGCCCCUUUGCUGGCAAUAGUGACGAUGGUUGGCGGCGUGCGUUGUUCAUGCACUCUUCCAAUGGAAUACGGGGUAGAUUCCCUGGACACCGCAACACUUUGUCCUCUCCUACCUGCCUUCCGUCUACCAGGGACACUUAA